AUGGAAAACUAAUAAUUAUCGAUUGAGAAUAGUAGAUUAAAAGAGAGAUUAUUAAAUGUUGAUAUUCCUGAUAAAGGAUUCUCUAACAAAUUUUUUGAUGAUCACGAGAUCAAAGAUAAAGAAUUCAUAAUUUAGAAAUUAGAAUAGGAGAUAAUCGAUAAGGAUAAUCAAAUUCUCAAAUUUAAAAGAGAAAUUGAAUCGAUUAAUAGAAGAUCUAAGUUAAAGGAAGAGGAGUUACAUAGAUAAUAUUAAGCGAAGUUAGAAGAUUUACAGAUACUCUAUAAAAAUGAUUCAAGUGAUAAUUAAUAAGAGAAGUUUCAAUUAACAAAAAAAUUGGCUGAUAUGGAAUAGAUUGUAACUUAUAGGACAGAAGAAAAUUAAUUAUUGAUUAAUGAAUUAAAUUUAAAGAAUGAACAAAUAGUUGAAUUGAAUAAUCAUAAUAAAUUGCUAGUAGAACUUAAAAAUAAAGAAUUCAAAGAUUCAUAAAUAAAUUAUUAAAUAUCUAUUCAAUAGUAAUUAAAACAAAUGGAAGAAGCUCUAGCUUAAUACAAACGAAGUUAAGAGUCAAAUCUUAGUGAAAUUGAACAAUUAUUAUAAUUUAAGCAAUCAAUGACACUUAAAAUAAAUGAUCUUUCAUCUACGAAUUAGCAUUUAAUAAUUGAGAAUGAGAGCUUGAAAUCGACACUUUUAUUAUUUUAGAAACAAAAAGACUAAGAUGAUUAUAUGUAUGAAGAUUAAAAAAAAAAAGAAACUUUGCAUAUAAAGAGAUACUAUGAAACACUAUUAGAAUAAGUAGAGAAGGAAAAUAGAAGUUUAAGAUUACUUUUAGAAUAAAAAAGCAGAGAAUUAGAUGAUUUGUGUAAAAGAUAUUGA
Molecule: messenger RNA, 873 nt
Organism: Paramecium tetraurelia
Lineage: Eukaryota; Ciliophora; Oligohymenophorea; Peniculida; Parameciidae
Exons: 4
Source: RefSeq, a predicted model, not a curated record